AUGGAAGUGAAUGGCGGAAAUACCGAUCUUAGCAUUAGUAACAUUAAUCGUAUUGGUAUCGGCUGCAAACGACGCCAGAACGGCAGGGAAGACGAAACAAACAAGGAAAAGGAAGACUAUAGCGCAUGGCACGAAUGUAGCGAAAGAAAAGCCUAUUACAAAAUGAGAUGGAAAACGAAAAGAGUAUUGUUAUGUGGUCGUACAGUCCUGAUAUCAAAAGUCUGGGAAGAAAUUAGAAUUGUUGGAAAGGUUCAAGGAGAGAAAGUGCAAGAAGUUGACGGUAUCGAAAUUCGACAUCAUGAUAACCAGUUAUUCACUACGUUGUAUGACGGUGAAAUAGCAAACUUUGGAGCGAAAAAUACAGAUGGAUCGUGCAAGGUAAUAGCCCUUUUCCAGUGUUGCUCAUUAUAUGUUAUUGAGCUGUAUAUCAGUCUUCCAAAGGUGAAGGUUCGUACCGCUCGAGAAAUUCAUGUAGCGAAAGAUCUCGAGCUUCUUAUUGCCGAGGAGGAUAUCAUGAAAACUACGGACGGAGAAGUCCAGAAGUUUUUAGAAAUAGUAGGGUUAAAGAUGAAUCCAACGAAGUGUGCCACUAAUACUGAGGCAUGCGCUAUUGAAGUGUACUCUUGA
This is a messenger RNA of Thelazia callipaeda (thelaziosis nematode), 627 nucleotides long. Lineage: Eukaryota; Metazoa; Nematoda; Chromadorea; Rhabditida; Thelaziidae. The record is from the annotation of a GenBank genome assembly.